AUGCGCGAGUACACACGCGCUAACGCUGACAACGGACAUGAGCACGAAGCUGGGCAUCACGGAGAAAAAGGUGGACAUGCAAAAGGUCAUUAUCAUAAAGACGGUCAUUAUGGUGAACACCAUGAAGCGGGCGGUUAUCACAAAGGCGGAAAAUUCGGGGAAAAGAAGGGUCACAAGAAAGGACAAAAAACCACAGGAUUCCAUCACAAAGCCCACAAAGAUGAUUACCAUAAAGAACAUAAAUUUUAUGACGAACUUCACAAAGCAGGCAAACACUUCAAGUAUGGAGACUAUCAUGCCCAUCAUGGCAGCAAGGAGGGUGGUCACAAAAAGGGCGGCAGUCAUCACAGCGGACAUCACGAAGACAACCACGGAAAGAAAGGACACCAUGCUAAAAGCCACUAUGACGAAGACCACAAGGGACAUAAAGGACUACAAGGACACGAAGAACACCAUGCUCAUUUUGAAGAUUAUGGCAAAAAAGGCGGAGAACAUUCCGGAAGAGAAUUCGGAUUUAGCAAAGGUGGACAUCGUUAA
This is a messenger RNA of Agrilus planipennis (emerald ash borer), 537 nucleotides long. RefSeq names its product histidine-rich glycoprotein-like. Bases 1 to 537 code for a protein of 178 amino acids. The transcript is spliced from 2 exons. The record is from RefSeq and is a predicted model, not a curated record. NCBI's taxonomy places the organism in Eukaryota, Metazoa, Arthropoda, Insecta, Coleoptera, Buprestidae.